Molecule: messenger RNA, 879 nt
Organism: Elephantulus edwardii (Cape elephant shrew)
Lineage: Eukaryota; Metazoa; Chordata; Mammalia; Macroscelidea; Macroscelididae
Gene: ATP4B
Product: ATPase, H+/K+ exchanging, beta polypeptide
Exons: 7
Coding region: 1-879 (292 amino acids)
Biological process (GO): sodium ion export across plasma membrane; intracellular potassium ion homeostasis; potassium ion import across plasma membrane
Cellular component (GO): sodium:potassium-exchanging ATPase complex
Molecular function (GO): ATPase activator activity
Source: RefSeq, a predicted model, not a curated record
AUGGCUGCUUUGCAAGAAAAAAAGACCUGCAGCCAGAGGAUGGAAGAAUUCCAGCGGUACUGCUGGAACCCGGACACGGGCCAGAUGCUGGGACGCACUCUGUCUAGGUGGGUGUGGAUCAGCCUCUACUAUGUGGGUUUCUACGUGGUGAUGACAGGGAUCUUCGCGCUGUCCAUCUACACGUUAAUGUGGACAAUCGACCCAUACACGCCAGACUAUCAGGAUCAAUUAAAAUCGCCAGGGGUGACUUUAAGGCCAGAUGUUUAUGGAGAGCGAGGUCUGGAAAUCUUCUACAAUGUCUCCAAUAAUCGAACGUGGACAGACCUCACAUACACCCUUCACAAGUUCCUGGCAGCCUAUUCUCCAGCCGCCCAGGCGACCAACAAAAACUGCACUUCGGAGAGCUACUACAUCCAGGAUAGUUUUGACGCUCCCAACCACACCAAGUACUCCUGCAAGUUCUCUAUAGACACGCUGCAGAACUGCUCUGGCUUGACGGAUCCCAACUUUGGGUUUGAAGAAGGAAAGCCGUGCUUUAUUCUUAAAAUGAACAGGAUUGUCAACUUUCUCCCUGGCAACACUACAAUUCCCAGAGUGGACUGUACGCUACUGGUAAGCGAAAGCCUUCUUGGCACGCCACCCCUGCAGGUCGAGUACUACCCACCCAACGGCACCUUCAGCCUACACUACUUCCCUUACUAUGGCAAGAAAGCACAGCCUGAAUAUAGAAACCCUCUGGUGGCAGCAAAAUUCCUCAAUAUUCCUAAGAAUAAAGAAGUUAUCAUCGUGUGCAAAGUUCUUGCAGAACAUGUCACCUUCGACAAUCCUCAUGACCCUUAUGAAGGAAAAGUGGAGUUCAAACUUAAAAUUGACAAGUAA